AUGGCAAGUCGUGACUUCUACUGGCCCCGCCAGUAUGAGUUUGUGCGCAAAUACAUUCGCUCUUGCAAAGUUUGCCAACGGGUGAAGCCUGGUCCCUCAUUCCGUGCCCCCUUUCAGCCUCUACCGAUUCCGGCAGAGUGUUGGCAGUCCGUAUCGAUGGACUUCGUCUUUGGGAAACUCAAAGACGCUUACAAGAAUACUGCCAUUACUGUGUUCGUUAAUCGGUUCAGCAAGAUGGUACAUCUUGUUGCUGUACCAGAGUCAAUCAAAGCCCAGGGCUGUGCUCGUGUCUUCAACGAUACUAUCUUCCGACUUCACGGGUACCCUGUGAACUCGUGUCUGAUAGGGACUUUCUCGCUUCACAGCGGAGUUCUGGCAGUCCGUGUUCCGUUCACUUGGAACACGUUUGACGAUGUCGACUUCUGA
Messenger RNA from Peronospora matthiolae, 426 nucleotides. NCBI's taxonomy places the organism in Eukaryota, Oomycota, Peronosporomycetes, Peronosporales, Peronosporaceae. The record is from the annotation of a GenBank genome assembly.